This is a messenger RNA of Equus caballus (horse), 3584 nucleotides long. It is a transcript of the gene FAM161A, whose product is annotated as FAM161 centrosomal protein A. Lineage: Eukaryota; Metazoa; Chordata; Mammalia; Perissodactyla; Equidae. Gene Ontology annotation, cellular component: cilium; ciliary basal body; photoreceptor connecting cilium. The record is from RefSeq and is a predicted model, not a curated record. Gene Ontology annotation, biological process: cilium organization.
AGUUACCGCGCCCCUAGUAACCGCCCGCCCCAAGCAAGGAGCCGCCGGGUCGCCUGAGGCCGCGCCAGCUUCCCCUCCCCGGGCCAGCGCGGGCGCUCAGGCCUGGGCGGCGAGGUGAUGGCCGCCUCGCACCGACCGGGAAAGCUGCUGGCCUCAAGUUUCCAAACCCCGGAACGCGGGGUAAAUCGCAACACCGGAGCGCGGGUCGCCCAAUACGAACGCCAAGACCCCUCAGAGGCCCUGGCGGCGGCGGCGGCGGCCUUGGAGGAGGAGGGAGAGGAAGAGGAAGAGGAGGAAGAGGCGGUGCGGCCGGCGCGGGCGCCGGCUGAUUUUAGCACCAACGUUUCUGGGGUGGAUGAGCAAGCACGUGUAAGCUGUGAGGACUUUGUGGACUUUUCUGAUAUUUUCCACUCUAAUGAAGAAUAUUUCAGGAAACUAGAAGAGCUGAAGGCUGCCCACAUGGAAACUAUGGCAAAGUUAGAGAAAAUGUACCAGAAUAAAUUAAAUUUAAAGGAGCUUCAGCCAAUGAUCAUCAGAGAAGAAGAUUCUAGUGUCUCUUCCGGGUCUGUAUCAGAAGAGAACUAUCAUCCUGUCUCAUUAAUGACAUCGCCUUCAGAGCCCGAUUUAGGUCAGUCUUCCUCCGUGGUUAUGUCUUCCUCUGAAGACGAGUUGCCCAACUUAGAAAAAGAGUAUCCUAAGAAAAACAGAAUGAUGACCUAUGCUAAGGAGCUCAUCAACAACAUGUGGACAGACUUUUCUGUUGAAGAUUAUAUUCAGUGUAAAGAUGCUGACUUCCCAGCAGUUGAAAAAGCAAAGAAGAAACCAAAAGAAUGGGUGCCAAAGAUUACAGUACCUGAGCCUUUUCAAAUGAUGGUUAGAGAGCAGAAGAAAAAAGAAGAGAACAUGAAAUCUAGAUCAGAUAUUGAAAUGGUAGACAAACUGCUCAAAAAACAAGAAGAUGAUUCAGAGUGUAAGAAAAAAUUCCGAGCUAAUCCAGUUCCCGAAUUCGUCUUUUCUCCCCUUUACUGCGAUAUAGUCAAGCAAAAUGAAGAACGGAGGAGGUCUAUGAAGGAGAAGAACAAAGAAGCUCUUUUGGCGUCACAAAAGCCAUUUAAGUUUAUGGCAAGAGAGGAACAGAAGCAAGCAAUUCGGGAAAAGCAGCUGAGAGACUUUGUUAAGUCUAAAAAGAAAACAAAUCGAUUUAAAGCCAGACCAAUACCUCGAUCUACUUAUGGUUCAACUACCAACGACAAGUUAAAGGAAGGAGAGCUCUGUAGAAACAUUAGGAUGCAGCUGAGAGCCCAAGAGCUUUUACAGAAUUCAUCCACUCUGCCUCGUAGGCCAGCUGGUAGAAGUUUUGCUACAAGGAAGCCCAAGUAUCCUGAACAGCCUGAAAAGUUGAAGUGUAAAUGCAAGUUGAGGUGCCAGACUGCUGAUUUGGAAAACCUUCCUGAGAGAUACCUCUCACAACAGAAGUAUCCAAAACUCCUAACAGCCUCUAAACCAUCUGAUCUUCAAGCAGCCAGCUCACAUGCAUCCACUAAAAGAGAGAAAAUUUUGGCAGACAUUGAAGCAGAUGAAGAAAAUUUAAAAGAAACGCGUUGGCCUUAUCUGUCUCCAAGGCGCAAGUUACCAGUAAGAAAUGCAAGUGCAAGGCCUGUGCCUUGUAACGGCAGCCCUGCGGUGCCCACAGUGUCUUCCAGAGGAAGAGAACAAGCCACAAGGAGAUCACUUGAGGAAAAGAAAAUGUUGGAAGAAGAGAGAAAUCGGAUCCUAACUAAGCAGAAGCAAAGAAUGAAAGAAUUGCAGAAACUCCUGACGACUCGAGCUAAGGCUUAUGACUCACAUCAAAGUUUAGCUCAAAUGUCUAAAUCCAGAGUAAAAUCUCUCAGAAAGAGUGAAAAGGAAAGGAUGAGAGAAUACCGACGAGAACUAGAAGAAAGAGAAGAAAAAUUAAAAAACAGGCCACUACUCUUUGAAAGAGUUGCUCAGAAAAAUGCAAGAAUGGCAGCAGAAAAGCAAUACUCUAACACCCUAAAAGCACUAGGAAUAUCUGAUGAGUUUGUUUCAAAGAAAGGCCAAAGUGGAAAAAUAUUUGAGUUCCUCACCGAUCAAGAGAUGAAAAGUUUCACUGAAGAAAAAGAAAGCUUUAAUGGAGAAGAAAAACUAGAAGAAAGAAAGAAUGAGGAAGAAAAUUAUUUUAUUGAUACCAACAGCCAGGAUUCUUGCAAGGAAAAAGAUGAAGCUGAUGAAGAGAGUGGAGAAGAAAAAUCUGUUGAUGAAUAAAACAGAAUCAGCAGGGCCUCCUCUCUGUGCCACGCUGGUGUUUGCAGCCUCGGGUGUCAGCAGCCGCGCAUGUGGUGUUAAGAAUGUCGCUGGGAACCCCUCCCAUAUGUGCAGGGCACUGAAGCAAAAUCCUCCAUCGCCUGAAAGGGCCGAAUCCAGCUCAUUGGUCAUUUGGUCAGUUAGAGUAGGCUUUGCCUAUUCAGCGUUUUUAAUUGCUGCAUAUUGUCUGUUUGCAACUUUGAUCUUACUUGUAUUUUUAAAAAGCGUUUUUGAAUCACAGCUGUCACAAACUGAUUAAUUAUAAAAAUAUACAUUACUUCAUUAUUUUUGGUGGAAAAAAAUGGCUUAGCAUUGAGGGCAGAGAGAGGUAUUGGCCUUUUGUGAUUUGUUUGAAAAAAUUUCUCUGGAAAGCAGGAAUCAAUAAAUAUUUUAAAAUUAGACUAUUUGCCUAUUCUUUUUCUCUGCAGUGUAUCCCACAAAAUGAACCCUCAAACGUGUUUUACUAGGCAUUGUAAGUUUCUUAUCUGAGCCAUUUAAAAAAACUAUUAAAACAUAGAAAAAAAUAGAUACUUGCAAAUUUACAUUCAUUUCUGCACUGAGAAUUUACUAUUAAAUUAUCCAUAUCAUCAUCACUUUUUCUCUUUACCUCUAGUUUUAUUCCAAAUUAUUUUUGGUGUGUAAAUUAUUAGAAAAAUUUUUAUACUAGUUUUUUUAACCCUGUGUGUUAUGACAGAUGGAAAUAAUUAUUAUAAUUGGAGGCAAAUAUCAACCUUGUUUUAUAUAUGAUGAAAUUGUGCAUACCAACUUGUCCAAGGCAAGUCUCCAAAGUAAUUCAGAUUUAAUACUAGAGCCAGUUGUGCUCAACUUUUUACAUAUUAUUGCAGACACACGUUGUCUUUCUGUGCAUGAUAAUUUGAUUUUAUGAAUCUAUCAUUUUUCUCUUUAAGCAAAUUUUUGUUUUAAAAUUUCAACCAGUCAUAAAGAUGUGAUAGGGUAGGACAUUUUCUUUUCUAAAAACAAUCCCUCCUUUAGCGAGGAUGAACUAAUAAAGGUGUGUAUAGUAGCAAUGUUUCCUGACUGGCAAUUUGUACUUUAAAUCAAGAAAUAAAGUGAUUUUUCUCAGUCAAAAGCAAAUGUUUACUUGUAAUUCUUUUCCUACAGUUUGUGUUAAACUAUUUGUCACUAUUGUUAGAUUUGUAAACUCCUUGAGAGUUGACACCAUUUUAAAAUUCAUCUUUGUAUUCCUUUAAUAUUUUGCACAGGAUUGUACUUAAUAAAGGCUUGGAUGAGUAACUAGA